UGCUAUACAAAUACAUUAUAUUUAUCAGUUAGUGUUUAUCAAAUAUAAGGUAUAUUAGAAUUUAUUUAAAAAGCACUUGAACUAAAUAUCCCUAAAGUAUUUAGCAAGUACUUGGUAAAUGCUUUGACUAAUUCAUGAUGAAGUCAAUUCAAAAAUGAUUGCUAGUUGUGUGAAUGAAAUCUUCUUGACCAUGGAUACUACUUCAGCUCAUGAUUUUAACUCAGAUAACUUCAACACUAAUGAAUCUGAUUCUGAUGCCAAUAAAUCUGAUUCUGAUGUAUAUUUCAAAUCUAAUGACUCUGACUCCGAUGAUGAGUAUGAUCACAAAUUUUAUAAAAGGCUCCAGUGUAAAGAAAUGGCUUGAUUAGCAAAGUUAGAGAAAAAAACACUAAGCCUGCUGAUGAUGAUUUUGAUAAAAUACUCAUGGAAAUCCAUGAGAACCAUGAUAUAUAUUUUGAUAAUUCCAUACCUCAGUUAGUAAUGAAUCCUAUUAUCUCUC
This is a messenger RNA of Rhizophagus irregularis DAOM 181602=DAOM 197198, 499 nucleotides long. RefSeq lists its product as uncharacterized. Lineage: Eukaryota; Fungi; Glomeromycota; Glomeromycetes; Glomerales; Glomeraceae. The record is from RefSeq and is a predicted model, not a curated record.